This is a messenger RNA of Spodoptera littoralis (African cotton leafworm), 659 nucleotides long. NCBI's taxonomy places the organism in Eukaryota, Metazoa, Arthropoda, Insecta, Lepidoptera, Noctuidae. The record is from the annotation of a GenBank genome assembly.
CAAGAGUUAUUUAUUUUUUUAGGUUGGCAUCCCAAAACCAGUUUUUUAAUUUGCAUUCCCGCCACUUGGCGGUGUUACUUCGCUUUCGAAAGUUUCACAUCCGCAAGAGAGCGGCAAGGCAAGGCGAAGUGAAGUAGGCAAAGAAGUCUCGCGCGCGAACUCGGUACGCUGCAGGCGAUGACCGCAUUCAUAUGAGUUUUUAUUAUAUUGUGUGUGUGCUGUCGUGUUCUCCGAACCGUUAAGUGUUUACGAAAAUGCUGUAUAGGUGAACUUUUAGGAUACAAAGUGUUGUGAUUGUGAUAAUAUUCCUUUAAACCUCUUCUAUCUUUUACUGUCUCUUGAAGGUUGUAAAAAUGCCUUGCUCAGCGGUAACUUUGUCUAUAGCGACCAUUACAGCAAUCGUGGCUGCUGCUUUAAUGGCUAUAGCCUUCUCGACGGAUAACUGGCUUUAUAUUGAAGUUAAGCGGACACACAUACAGAAUUAUGCAGCGGAGAACGCAGCGGGCAACUCACAGACGAUUCUGGAUAGUCUCAACAACAAAUAUUACUUCUACACGAGGACACGGGGUCUCUUCCGUAUUUGCUACCCCAAGGAACGACCACCUUCAGUUUCUUCGAUCAAAAUCGGUUUGUGGCUCAAGGAAGAUGAAGAUGAAUAA